UAUUCUCAUCACAUAAGUCCAAUCCCAUCUCAAUCCAUCACAACUCCUCUUUAUCCUUUUCUUUCUUUAGAUACUUAGCUAAUCAACCAAAACUCUUUGAGAGUUUGUUGAGAAAGAGAAAGAAUGGAAUUAGUUCAUGGCAAGCCUUGCAGCUCUGGAAGUGCUACACCUCCAAGUGAUCAAGAAGACAUGGACUUGAGAAGAGGCCCUUGGACUAUGGAAGAAGACUUCAUGCUCAUUAACUACAUCUCCAACCAUGGUGAAGGCCGUUGGAAUUCUCUUGCUCGCCAAGCAGGUUUGAAGAGAACUGGAAAGAGUUGCCGGCUGAGGUGGCUGAACUAUCUCCGGCCGGAUGUUCGGAGAGGAAACAUCACACCAGAAGAACAACUACUCAUACUGGAAUUGCACUCACGUUGGGGAAACAGGUGGUCGAAAAUAGCACAACAAUUGCCAGGAAGAACAGACAAUGAGAUAAAGAAUUACUGGAGAACUAGAGUUCAGAAGCAUGCAAAGCAAUUACAGUGUGAUGUGAAUAGCAAGCAGUUCAAGGAUGUUGUGAAGUAUAUUUGGAUGCCAAGACUUCUUGAGAGGAUUCAUGCAACAGGAUCUAGUCAUAAUAAUAUUUAUCAAUACAGCUCCAUUAAUGGAGGAGGAGGAGGAGGAGUACUUAAUCAAGGGAAUAUUAACUUGAGCUUAAUUAAUGGAAAAGAGGUUGAAGACAAGGGAUCAGUGGUGAUGGAAGAAGAGGAGGAGGAGGAGGAGAAGGAGAUGGUGAGCUCUUCUUCUUCAUGCUUGUGGUCUGAAUCUUUACUCAGUCCAAGUAGUAGUGGAUGUGGAAAUGAUCAAAGUGUGCUUAUGGAUUUCCAUGAAGUUGAAAGGUGGUGGGAUGGUGCUGGUCAUAUGAUCAGUGAUAACUUGUGGAAUGUUGGACAUGAGUUUUAGAAUUAAUUCAAUCAAUAAUUAUCCACCAUCAAACAUUCAUGCAACUUUGUAAUAUAAUAAUUUCUUUUUUUUU
Messenger RNA from Dioscorea cayenensis subsp. rotundata (Guinea yam), 1015 nucleotides. Its product is annotated as transcription factor MYB78-like. The record is from RefSeq and is a predicted model, not a curated record. Gene Ontology annotation, cellular component: nucleus. Gene Ontology annotation, biological process: regulation of DNA-templated transcription. The transcript is spliced from 3 exons. Gene Ontology annotation, molecular function: DNA-binding transcription factor activity; sequence-specific DNA binding. NCBI's taxonomy places the organism in Eukaryota, Viridiplantae, Streptophyta, Magnoliopsida, Dioscoreales, Dioscoreaceae. Bases 124 to 942 code for a protein of 272 amino acids.